Molecule: messenger RNA, 768 nt
Organism: Neltuma alba
Lineage: Eukaryota; Viridiplantae; Streptophyta; Magnoliopsida; Fabales; Fabaceae
Product: histone H1
Exons: 2
Coding region: 54-623 (189 amino acids)
Biological process (GO): negative regulation of DNA recombination; nucleosome assembly; chromosome condensation
Cellular component (GO): nucleus; nucleosome
Molecular function (GO): nucleosomal DNA binding; double-stranded DNA binding; structural constituent of chromatin
Source: RefSeq, a predicted model, not a curated record
AAUCAUCACCACAGGAGCAGCGAUUGUUGAUAUCCCCUGUCUUGAGUCUCAUCAUGGCGGCCUCUGCCCAGUCUAAGUCCAAGAAAUCCGCAGUCGCGAGGAAACCCAAGUCCUCGCCCUCACAUCCUCCUUUCGCCGAGAUGAUCACGGAUGCGAUCGCAAGUCUGAAAGACAGGACCGGUUCCAGCCAGUACGCCAUCACCAAGUUUAUCGAGGAGAAGCACAAGCAUUUGCCCCCCACUUUUAGGAAGCUGUUGCUGAACAAUUUGAAGAAAUCUGUGGCCGCUGGCAAGCUUGUCAAGGUCAAGAACUCCUUUAAGCUUCCACCCAAAAAGCCGGCUCCUGCUACCACGAAGCCUACAAAAUCAACCGUCAAGGCCGUCCCGAAGUCUCAGCCUAAGCCCUCCGCUAAACCAAAAGCAGCGGCUAAGCCUAAAGCCGUUGCCAAACCUAAACCCAAACCCACUGCUGCAAGAAGUGCGAAAGUGACUUCGAGGCCGGCCAAGACAUCGGCCAGGACCUCGCUAGGGAAGAGGGUAGCCAAGGCGGCAAACACUGUGAAGAAGCCCAAGAGCGUGAAAUCGCCGGCCAAAAAAGAGGCUGUCAAGAAGGCUAGGAAGUAGAAGUAGCGAGCGUUUGUUUGUUAGGGCAUGAGUUCAACUUAUGUAUCUGUAAAUUCGUUUGUAGAAUGGAAAGGAGUAUAUUUUGUUGGCUUCCGAAAGAGUAUUGCUCGUUUAUUUACUAAUGAAAAAAUGUUUCCAGUUGCAA